AUGCAUCUCAUGUACACCUUGGACGCGGAGGGCAAGCGUGUUUACACGCUGAAGAAGGUCACCCCUGCCGGCGAAGUCACAAAGAGCGCCCACCCCGCUCGCUUCUCUCCCGACGACAAGUACUCCCGGCACCGUGUUACUCUGAAGAAGAGAUAUGGUCUCCUGCUUACCCAGCAGCCUGACAAGGAGGCUGCUCAGUUAUAA
This is a messenger RNA of Aspergillus calidoustus, 204 nucleotides long. The record is from the annotation of a GenBank genome assembly. Lineage: Eukaryota; Fungi; Ascomycota; Eurotiomycetes; Eurotiales; Aspergillaceae.